This is a messenger RNA of Cylindrotheca closterium, 1107 nucleotides long. The record is from the annotation of a GenBank genome assembly. Lineage: Eukaryota; Bacillariophyta; Bacillariophyceae; Bacillariales; Bacillariaceae.
AUGUGUCGAGUUCUAUUUCAGGGCCCACUGUUUGGUCGCUUGACCAAAGCUGGAAGAGACUACUUGUUGAAGAAUGGAUGGCAAGUCUUGUUGGAGAAUAAUAAUGAUGAUGCUGAUAAUUUCAAUAUUGCAGCUGUGCCACUGGGAACACAGCGCCUUGGCUUUGUUUGGCCCACCAAAACCGGUCCACAGUUUCAGAUCGACGAUGCCACCGCUGCCCAUAUUCGCCCUUUUCCAAAGCACAUGACGGAUAUUUUUGAUGACAAGCUACAAUUGGCAGAGGCUUUGAAAGGAACGACAUUGGCGCCGCCCUGUCUGUUGCAACCACUCGUGCCGAAAACCAUAGAUCCCCAGAAACUUUAUUUUGUCAAGCACCGCUAUGGUGCCCAGGGGAAAAGUGUCUACGUGUACAGCAAGGAUGACCUCUUGGCGUGGCACGGACGGUCCCAGAAUCCCCAAGAGUUUGUCAUUCAAGAGGAGAUUUUGCCAGCAUUGCAUGAGGGCCGCAAAUUUGUGCUGCGUUGUCACCUAUUGUUGGUACAAAAUAGAGACGGCAAUAACGAUAUCCAUGGCAGCCAUGGCAGCCAUGAUAUUCCUUCUACUGUUGCUGGAUUUGUUCACAAGACUUCCAUUAUUUGUCAGCACCACACCACUCGCUAUCAAAAAGGCAUUUCGGAAAAGUCCUCGCAAGUCAGUCAGGCGGGCAAGAAGCAUCCAGCACCCAUUCUGUUCCAAGAUUUGCCAUCCGAUCACCCCUGUGCAAACGCCUACGAUCAAAUAUUCCACUCCUGUCAAACCUUGUGCUCGACGGUUCCAAUAUCAUCGUCUGGCACGACGAAUGCUACUACUACUACUACUCCUCCUCCUACAUCAUUGGCACCAGAAACAACGUGCUUUGGACUCUUUGGUCUGGAUCUCAUGAUGGAUUCAGAUGGAGAUAUUAAAGUCUGUGAAGUGAAUUCCCAUCCAGCACUAGGCUGGGGGACCAUGUCCAAGGUUCCCCAAGAGGUAUUUGAAAGAUUGAUUGAAGAAACACUGUCACUCCUGUUGCAAAAUAGUGAUCCAGAGUAUGCAGAAUCAAACUUUGAUAAGCUUGGUACAUAUUGA